Molecule: messenger RNA, 333 nt
Organism: Pectinophora gossypiella (pink bollworm)
Lineage: Eukaryota; Metazoa; Arthropoda; Insecta; Lepidoptera; Gelechiidae
Exons: 4
Coding region: 1-324 (107 amino acids)
Source: RefSeq, a predicted model, not a curated record
AUGGCUGAAAAUGAUGACAACUCUGUUCACUUUUAUGCUUGUGGUGUUGGGAUCCAUCCUUAUGAUGAUGCAAAACUUCGUCACAACUUUAAAAGAACAGUCAAAGGACUUCCGAGCCACCCUGUAUUUUUCGCCAGUUCUGUUUUUCAUGCUGUUCAUGGGCCCCUGAGGAACAAGGCAAAGAGGAUGUUAAACAGAAUAGAUUUUGCCCCUCCGCGCUUCUCAGUGUACGGGAUGUGGCAUGUAGACGGACUUUUUAUGAUGCAAUUCCUAAACGUGGUGUCUACAGUGUUCGUCACUCUGUUACAGUUUGCUUUACUCUAAAUGUUUAGA